Molecule: messenger RNA, 553 nt
Organism: Vollenhovia emeryi
Lineage: Eukaryota; Metazoa; Arthropoda; Insecta; Hymenoptera; Formicidae
Product: dehydrogenase/reductase SDR family member 11-like
Exons: 2
Source: RefSeq, a predicted model, not a curated record
GCAAGCCUUUUUAUCAAUGCAAAUAACUAUUACGGACUUUCUCAUCCGAUCUUUUCAGAGCAUUAGUCCUGGCCUUGUCAACACAAAUUUAUCUGCAGGGCACUCUGAGGAGAUAAAAAAAGACUUUUACGAGAAAGUACCGACUAUUCAACCGAAAGACGUAGCGGAUGCGCUCAUUUAUGCUCUUGGAACGCGACCGGAAGUUCAGAUUACGGAGCUUACUAUCCAGCAUACCUGGGAGCUUCCAUGAAGAAUAUCUUCGGUAAGAUGCCCGUCUUUUAAAGCGUCAACAACUUUACAAGAAACAACUUUAUGCUAAUAAUAAAGAAACUCGAAGCCUGUAAAGUCUAAGUUUCCCUCACUUUUUCAUGUUGCUUUACAUUCUUUAAAUGAAUAUAAAAUUUUUUACGCCCAAAUUGUUCUCCUUUUUUCUAUCGUAACACUCGCGUCUACGUUGCACUUAACAAUUUCGCUAAUAAUAUUCUUUCUUAAUGUACGUCCAUUCAUAUCUCAAACGCGAAGACAAGCAAUCCAAUAAAAUCUGCGACAACAA